Molecule: messenger RNA, 798 nt
Organism: Torulaspora globosa
Lineage: Eukaryota; Fungi; Ascomycota; Saccharomycetes; Saccharomycetales; Saccharomycetaceae
Gene: RRP42
Product: exosome non-catalytic core subunit RRP42
Exons: 1
Coding region: 1-798 (265 amino acids)
Biological process (GO): U5 snRNA 3'-end processing; exonucleolytic trimming to generate mature 3'-end of 5.8S rRNA from tricistronic rRNA transcript (SSU-rRNA, 5.8S rRNA, LSU-rRNA); U1 snRNA 3'-end processing
Cellular component (GO): cytoplasmic exosome (RNase complex); nuclear exosome (RNase complex)
Source: RefSeq, a predicted model, not a curated record
AUGGUCUUGUCGGUCACUGAGAAGCUUUAUUUAUAUGAUUCGCUGACUAGCGUCCCAUCAGUAAGGCCAGAUGGCCGGAAGCCACACCAAUUCAGACCUAUCGAGAUUUACACGGAUUUUUUGCCAAGUUCCAAUGGAUCUUCGAGGAUAAUCGCAAGUGAUGGCAGUGAAUGCAUUGUGAGUGUCGAGGGGAAGGUUGUAGAUCACACAGCUGAAGGCGAGCUGAUUCACGUGGAGAUUGAUAUCGCUGGUCAGAGGGAUGAUUCGCCUGAAGUUGAAUCUUUGACUUCGCUGCUGAAGAAAGUGCUAGAGCCUAGAGGAGGCAUCGAUGUCUCGAAGCUGAGACUCACAAAGAGGUAUAGUUUUAAACUUUUCAUCGAUGUUUUGGUUAUCUCGUCGUGCUCGAGUCCGAUAUCGCUGAUAUCAAUGGCCAUCUACACGGCUUUGAACACGACGUAUUUGCCGAAGCUGGUCUCCAGCUUUGAUGACCUUGAGGUGGAGGAAUUGCCCACGUUCCAUGACUAUGAUCUAGAAAAGCUUGAUCUGAGCCCGCCUGUGGUGUUCGUGGCUGCUGUGGUGGGCGAUAAUAUACUCAUGGAUGCAGCCGCAUCGGAAAGCGAAGUAUCUAACAAUGGGCUUGUUAUAACCUGGUCACACGGUAAGGUUGUCGCGCCAAUAAGGUCAGUAGGAUUGAGCGGUUCCGGCGCAAAGGGCUUUAGCUUUGGUGUUCUACAAAAGGCCAUCAAGAUGGUGGAGGAUCAUGCCCCGGAGGUGUUGCAGGCUUUAAAUAAUUCAUAA